AUGCUAGGAGGGGGAAGAGACUCAAAGUGGUUAGCUGGAGGAGUUAAAGUCGAGUUAGUUAGAGGAGUUAAAGUCGAGUUAGUUAAAGGAGUUAAACUCGAGUUAGUUAGAGGAGUUAAAGUCGAGUUAGUUAGAGGAGUUAAACUCGAGUUAGUUAGAGGAGUUAAAGUCGAGUUAGUUAGAGGAGUUAAACUCGAGUUAGUUAGAGGAGUUAAAGUCGAGUUAGUUAGAGGAGUUAAAGUCGAGUUAGUUAGAGGAGUUAAAGUCGAGUUAGUUAGAGGAGUUAAAGUCGAGUUAGUUAGAGGAGUUAAAGUCGAGUUAGUUAGAGGAGUUAAAGUCGAGUUAGUUAGAGGAGUUAAAGUCGAGUUAGUUAGAGGAGUUAAAGUCGAGUUAGUUAGAGGAGUUAAAGUCGAGUUAGUUAGAGGAGUUAAAGUCGAGUUAGUUAGAGGAGUUAAAGUUGAGUUAGUUAGAGGAGUUAAAGUCGAGUUAGUUAGAGGAGUUAAAGUCGAGUUAGUUAGAGGAGUUAAAGUCGAGUUAGUUAGAGGAGUUAAAGUCGAGUUAGUUAAAGGAGUUAAAGUCGAGUUAGUUAGAGGAGUUAAACUUGAGUUAGUUAGAGGAGUUAAAGUCGAGUUAGUUAGAGGAGUUAAAGUCGAGUUAGUUAGAGGAGUUAAAGUUCAGAUGGAUGGAGGAGUUAAAGUCGAGUUAGUUAGAGGAGUUAAAGUCGAGUUAGUUAGAGGAGUUAAAGUCGAGUUAGUUAGAGGAGUUAAAGUCGAGUUAGUUAGAGGAGUUAAAGUUGAGUUAGUUAGAGGAGUUAAAGUCGAGUUAGUUAGAGGAGUUAAAGUCGAGUUAGUUAAAGGAGUUAAAGUCGAGUUAGUUAGAGGAGUUAAACUCGAGUUAGUUAGAGGAGUUAAAGUCGAGUUAGUUAGUGGAGUUAGUUAA
Xyrichtys novacula (pearly razorfish) is the source of this 939-nucleotide messenger RNA. The record is from the annotation of a GenBank genome assembly. Lineage: Eukaryota; Metazoa; Chordata; Actinopteri; Labriformes; Labridae.